GGCGCCACUGGCGACAGUGUUGUAAACGCACCGAAGACGGAGCUUCUCCAAACGUGUAGAACUAAAAACAAUAAAAAUACAUUUUCUAAACGCCGCCAAUGGCCGACUUUCGCCGCCGAAACCGAAAUAAAAAGCGGGAUGACCAAUCCUCUGCCGUUCUGACGCCCGUCAUUAUAGCCCGACGCGAGGAUCCUAGGAUUGUGCAGCCAAAGAUUCUCCUAAACAAGGAUCGGGACAGGGACAAGGAACGCGAGCGCGACCGGACUACGGGACGGGACAGGACUAGGGAGAAGGAUAGGGAGACGGAGCCGAGCCCCAACAGCACUCAGAGAACGCCCUCGACCAUUAAAACCCUCUACAUCAAUCGCACGAGCGAUGCCGUGCAGGCAGAUAAAUGUUACCUGGCCUUGAAUGGCCCAGCAGCUGGCGGAUCCCCUGUCAAGGGUAGCCAUCUAGCGUCAGUCCCGUCGCCCACAUCCGUUUGCUCAGCUCUCGUCAGCGCUGCACCAAAUGGCCGUGAUAAGAACAACUGCAGCCCGGCUAGUGGAGCUGGUACGGCCGCGGCCGGGACAGCAGCCGCUCUUCAGGAUCCGCCACGCAUGAACCGUGCCACACCUCUCCUCCUAGCAAAUGGCAUUUUCAACGUCAAUGCCCGCCGGCUGUUUCACAAAACCAACACGGAUUUCACCGUCAUCGGUGUGUUGGGCGCCCAGUGUUCGGGCAAGAGCACUCUGCUUAAUCUGUUGUCCGCCGAGCGAUCGCUGGACUACGACUACUACCAACACCUGCUCUCCCCGGAGGCAGAUGGCUGCAUCUUUGCCACGCGACACAAGGUCAAGCCAAAGGAAGCCCAAAAGAGUGUCUUGCGUCCGCGCACGGAAUCAUUGCAGUUCUUUAUCACAAGGGAACGCCACAUAUUGCUGGACACGCCCCCGCUUCUGACGGUAGCCAACGAGCCGGACUAUCUGGAUCUGCAUUCCGUGGCCGAAGUGGCGCAGCUCUUGAGUGUGUGCCACAUCCUCAUCUUGGCCAUUGAUGGCUUGGCCGUUGAGCAGUUGCGCCUUAUAAACGCUGCGCUAAGAUUGCGACCGAGAUUUCCCUGUAAAGGGUACGUGCAGGAUCACCUGCCGCAAGUGCUGUUCGUGCGCACCCGUGCCCAGCGCCAGGACUUCGAGCCGCAACAGCGAGAACGACUGGACAAGAAACUGGCUCAUCUAUAUGGAGUUACUGGACUGCCCAUUUACCGCGGUCGCGGUGAGGCCCGCGCCGUGAACACCUUCCUGCUCCCGGAGGUGAGCGCUAACGGAGCUACCGCUUACCAUGCUCCCUUCGGUGAGCUGGUGCGUCAGUUUCGGGAGCGAGUUCUUGGAUCCACACGAGUCUCCAUGUGCCACACCAGCACGGAGCUCAGCGAAGCCAUCUGGUUCGAAAUCCUGGCAGAGGGUACUCGCAAAUCAGCGCCGAAUUUUGAAAAGAUCUACGCGGACCUCAAGCUGCGUCACCUGGACAUGCGCCAGUGGCGCCCGGAUAACUGGCGCGCCACAGAGAGCUGAUCUGGGGACUGGAGUUAAACUAGUGGAACACUGCAUAGUACGUGUGAUGGGGUGGGGUUUCUAUUUUAUAAAAGGCAAGUUUCCUGUGCAAAAUUCGAUCUAAAAUAGGUGAUGUUCAAUGUUCAAAUGCAAACAGUACGUGUUGAACAAAUAAAAAGUAUUUAUUUAA
Messenger RNA from Drosophila kikkawai, 1722 nucleotides. Its product is annotated as protein SMG9. NCBI's taxonomy places the organism in Eukaryota, Metazoa, Arthropoda, Insecta, Diptera, Drosophilidae. The record is from RefSeq and is a predicted model, not a curated record. Gene Ontology annotation, biological process: nuclear-transcribed mRNA catabolic process, nonsense-mediated decay.